This is a messenger RNA of Camelina sativa (false flax), 396 nucleotides long. Lineage: Eukaryota; Viridiplantae; Streptophyta; Magnoliopsida; Brassicales; Brassicaceae. The record is from RefSeq and is a predicted model, not a curated record.
UUUAGAAAACGUUAACUUAAGAUGGCUAAGAAGAACGGAACGUCAUGGUUCACGGCCGUGAAAAAGAUUCUCUGGUCACCAUCAAAAGACUCAGAUCACAAGAAGACUCACAAGAAAGAAACUGAUUACAAGAAAAAUGAAAAGAAAGGAUGGAUAUUUAGAAAGACCAAACUCGAAACUACAAAUUCUGUAGUAGAAGACACUGUCCGUAAGGUUCUUACGGUGGAGACAGUGGAGGAAGAGAAACCUGCGGUUAAUGUCUCCGCCGUGGAUGAAGCUGUCGCCGAGAUCGUUAAACUAAAGGCACCUCCGGGUUUUAUUAGACGUCAUUGUGCUGCCAUUGUUAUUCAGACAGCUUUCCGAGGCUACCUCGUGUACUCUAAUCGUACUAAUUAA